AUGGGGUUCCUGGAGGUGAGCACGGAGGAGAGCCCAGGUGUCAGUGCAGCAGGGCCAGCUCCCAGCCACGCGAUUGUCACUGCCAGGCCAUCACCAGAGCCACCUGACACUGAGAACAAGCCCACCGCUGGGAUCACCUUGCUGGCUGCUGGCCACACAAAUGUGUGGGAGGCUACAGCUGCACCCCAGACAGGUGCCACAGGCACCACUGCCCAUGUGGACACCACCAGCUCUGAGAGCGGCACCGAGGCUGCAGCACCCUCAGCCAGCAGCAGCAGCACCUCUGUCCCUGACUCCAACGCCAGUGGCACAAGCCUGGCCACCACGCCAGCCACCACACCAUCCACCAGUACAUUCACCAGCAAUGCUAACCUGCCAACCACCUCCACAGGCUGGGACACCUUUGUGACCAGUGUCACCACAGCCAUGCCAUCUGCCACAGCACGGGCCACCAGCACCAGCAGUGCCCCAUCCCUUGCUGUGACACACAGCGAGGCAAGCGGACGGAGCACCAUGGCCAGCACCACAGGCAGCACCACUGCCACCACUGCAGGACACAGCACUGCCAACACUGCCACCCCUGCAGGGAACAGCACUGCUACCACUGCAGGACACAGCACUGCCACCACUGCAGGACACAGCACUGCCACCACUGCCACCACUGCAGGGAACACCAUGGCCAGCACCACAGGCAGCACCACUGCCACCACUGCAGGGAACACCAUUGCCACCACUGUCUUGACUGCAGGCAGCACCACAGCCAUCACUACAGGGAACAUCUCUGCCACCACAGCCACCACAGCCACCACUGCAGGAGGCACCACAGCUAUUGCAUCCACAGCCCCAGUGAGCCCAGCCAAGGAGGCAGGGAGUCUCCCAGGCACCACGGCACCAGUGACACCACCAGCCACCACCAGCCCUGCCACCACCCUGUCCCAAGCCUUUGGGACACAGAGAGGACCAUCCACCGAACUGAGCACAUCUGCCCACACCACCACUGGGCACAGAACUCCUGCACCUGAGCCCAAACCCACCCAUGAGCUUAUCAAGCCAGCAACUUCACUCUACCCCUUUGGCGUGGAAGCAGGGGAUCAAGAGUACGUCCGGAGGAUGGUGGAUUUUAACUCACCCCUGUUCAAGCCAGAAAUUGGAUUUCCCUUUGGGAAGUCACUGCGAGAUGUUCUCUAUUUUACAGAUAACGGACAGAUCAUUUUUCCAUCCACGGACAACUAUGUCCCAACCAACCCCAACCCCCCGCCCCGGGGCUUCACUGGCCGGGAGAGCUUGCCAAUGGUGGCUGCCUUUUGGGAUGAUGCAGACUUCUCCAAGGGUGUUGGCACCACUUGGUACCAGGAGUACUCUACACUCAGCUCUACCCAAGACCCCGUUGUCCGAGAUGUGGAAGCAAAGAUUGAGAAAUACCUAAAAAUCCCCUAUGUAGCAAAAUGGACCUUGAAGGUGACGUGGGAGAAAGCUCCAGCGUACCCAUCCCGGAGGGAUGACACUCAGACGAGCACCUACCAGGCAGUGCUCAGCACCGAUGGGAGCCGCUCCUUCGCCCUGCUGCUCUACCAGGACGGGGGGAUGCGCUGGGACUACAGCAGGCUGGCUGCAGCCAACGUGCUCAUCGGCUUCUGCAGUGGCAAUGGCUAUGCCCAAAACAACGAGCUGACUAAGGAGCCACCAGCUGUCAAGUACCGACCAGACCAGCACAGCAGCAGCGGCACUGAUGUGCGUGGGCUGUGGAUUUACAGGCUGGACAGUCGCUCCCGGGUGAAUUACAGGCUGCAGUGCUUGGCGUGGCUGGACACGGAGCCAGAGCCGGCCACCUGGAACAGCCAGCUGCCACCCUGCCCCUGCUCCCGGCCCCAGGCAGAGCGGGAUCCCCGCUACCGCUGGAGCAGAGGCCCAGCAGACGCCUCCGUGAGGAUGCUGCGCACUGCGGCCCCCAGCCCAGCUGGAGCUGGGGUACGGUGUCUGUACCAAGGUGGGAGCUUGCUUGAAGGCUGGCAGGAGAGAGCAUGGAGCCCCCCCUUCCACGCUGCCACUGACACGGAGCUGGAAGCGUUCGACUGGUGCUGCCGGCGUGUGGGGAAGCCCCUGUUCUGUGCCAGGUUUGCUGAGAAGAGACCGAGGGUUGACUGUGAAGGAUAUGUGCCACCCACCCCUGCUAGUGCCUUUGGGGACCCUCACAUCACCACCCUGGAUGGACUCACCUACACCUUCAAUGGGCUUGGGGACUUUGUCCUGCUGCUGGCCAGUGAUGCCCGGACCAGCUUCGUUUUGCACGGGCGCACAGCACAGACUGGCAUGGCCCAGGCCACCAACUUUGUGGCCUUUGCUGCCCAGUACAUCUCCAAGACCAUCACAACAGUUGAGUGGACCUUGGGGAGCCAGGAUGACAUCCAUGUCCUCCUGAACAACAAAACCAUCCAGUUUUCCUAUUCCCAAGACCUGGGUGACGAGGUGUACUACAGCCCUGGUGUCCUGCUGGUCAACUCCUCCUCUGUCACGGCUGUCCUCGAUGGGAGCGUGGCUGUCUCUGUGUCUGCCACCUCUGGGAUCCUCAGUGUGGUGUGCAGCCUGCCCGACUGGUACCGCAACAGCACCAGCGGCCUCCUGGGUGUGUGGGACCAUGACCCUGCAGAUGACUUCCAGAUGCCAAAUGGUACCAGCAUCCCUGUGAACAGCAGUGAGGAGGAGAUCUACAGCUAUGGGAUGACCUGGGCUGUUGGGGAGCACAGCCUGUUCACUCAGCCUCUGGACUCACCAGCACUGAACUUCACACCCUUCUUCUUGUCUCGGCUGCGGCAGGAGAACGAAAGCCAGUACGAGCUGGUGGCCUCUCAGUGUCAUGGCAGCAAGGAGUGCAUCUUUGAUUCACUGAGCACAGGGAACCUGGCCCUGGGCCUGGCCACCCAGAGCCUUGCAGCCGACUUCCAGCAGAGGAAGACAGCACUCAAUGCCUUCCCUCCUGUCAUCACCGGUGACGCAUCCAUCACAGCCUUCAGGACACAGAAGGUCACAAGGCAGUACCGUGCCGUGGGGGAGGGUGCACGCUUCAUUCCCCAUCUCUCACCAGAGCUCAACAUAUCGGAGAAUGGCACCCUCGUAUGGGAGCCCCGUAGGACAGCCCCAUUCACCAUCAACCUGGAGGCUGUGGGCUCCAACAACGUCUCUGCACUCCUCCAGCUCCGCUUCACCCUUUGCAGAUGCAGCAGGAGCCAGGACUGUGACUACAGCAACACUGUCACUCUCGGGGAAUCUUCCCUGCAGCUGGCCGCCUGCAGAUGCGAGAGCGGCUACUCAGGUGCCCUCUGCCAGACCCCUCCAGACCGCUGCUCCCAGGGAUGCUUCCCUGGCGUGGGAUGUGACCCUUCCAGUGGCUGUGGCCCCUGCCCAGCUGGCCUGACAGGGGAUGGAGAGCACUGCUCAGAUAUCGAUGAGUGCACGCAGGGGACGGAGUGCCCGGGGAACAGCACCUGCACCAACACUGUGGGCAGCUACAUCUGCUCCUGCCUGGCCAGUGAGCAGAGUGAGAGGCCAGGUUGUGGCUCAGCCUGUGGCUACCACUCCUGCCCUGAGGGCUACUGCAGCAACGGGGGACACUGCCACCUUCACCCCGUCACUUGUGCCCCUACCUGCUCCUGCCCUCCGGCUUUCACCGACCAGCGCUGCCUGGUGGCAGGGGGGGACUUUCAGCCCCUGCCCAGCUCAGGUCUCCCUCGGAGAAGCAUCCAGAUGAGGAUCAGGACACUGCAAAACGCCACUGCUGAGGAAGUGAACAGCACUGUCUCAGCCAUCCUGGACUCCCUGGAGGUAAAGGCUUUCCAGAGCAACACCAACAUCACCCAGAUGACAGACAGCGAUGGCUUCACCUUCGUGGUGGUGUCCGAGUUCGCCUAUGACAGCCGGGGCACCGUCAUCCGCUUCCUGAACGAGGAGCUGCCCGCGGCCAUCACCGGCGCCUUCAACGGGCGGCGGCGGCGGGAGGCGGGCCCGGGGCUGCUCUUCCAGCGCCUGCACCGCGACAACAUCACCGACCUGGUGAAGCUGACAGUGGAUGAGCUGAGGGACUACUUCCCCUGCUCUCUGUAUGGCUACAAAGGCUACCAGCUCCACUACAUGGGGACCAUCGGCUUCAUCUGCAUCUCCCCCUGCAAGAUGGGCUACUGCCAGCACGGUGGCCAAUGCCAGCACCUGCCCGAGGGGCCCAUGUGCAGCUGCCUGUCCUUCUCCAUCUACUCUCCGGCCGGCCCCCGGUGUGAGUGGCUGGCCAUCAGCCUGGCUGCCUUCCUCGGCAUCCUGCUGGGAGCCCUGGCCCUGCUCUGCCUCCUGUUUGCCACGGCCUGCCUGGCCCUGCGCCUCUGCCGCCAGCACCGCCGGCACCGCCGGCACCGGGGGGCCAAGGAGACCUUGUGGAGGACACGGCCCUUCUCCUCUUUAAUGAUGGCAGGAGAACAAGCAGAGCCCACCCAAUCCCUGGAAAGGCACUGGAAACUGCAGCUCCAGGCCAUUGACCCCUCAGUCCAGAUCAGAAUCCAGAGACCCCACGUUGUGCCUCCCAGCCAGCCCCCCCAGCAGCCCUAACCUGGCACCAGUCCUUUCCUGGCACCUCCAGGCUCACAGGGGAGCCAGACACUGCUGCCUGCUCCACUGCUCGCUCUCGAGGUCUCCAGCAGCAGCAACACAUGGAAGCAGGGACAGACAGCUGCCUUUUGAGUUCUGGGAGGAUUCUGGAGGAGGUGCUUUUUUGAAUGUGUGUUUAUGUUGGGUGACCAGAGCAGAAAGAUUUCACCUUUCCUGAGGACCUGCAGAGACACCUUGGGAUCAUCCUUGAAUGUGCCUGCACCAGGGAAAUGUGCUAGU
Messenger RNA from Melospiza georgiana, 4869 nucleotides. It is a transcript of the gene MUC4, whose product is annotated as mucin 4, cell surface associated. The record is from RefSeq and is a predicted model, not a curated record. Gene Ontology annotation, molecular function: calcium ion binding. Gene Ontology annotation, biological process: cell-matrix adhesion. Lineage: Eukaryota; Metazoa; Chordata; Aves; Passeriformes; Passerellidae. The transcript has 28 exons. Bases 1 to 4590 code for a protein of 1529 amino acids.